Messenger RNA from Etheostoma spectabile (orangethroat darter), 1009 nucleotides. Its product is annotated as phosphatidylinositol transfer protein beta isoform. NCBI's taxonomy places the organism in Eukaryota, Metazoa, Chordata, Actinopteri, Perciformes, Percidae. Gene Ontology annotation, cellular component: cytoplasm. The record is from RefSeq and is a predicted model, not a curated record. Gene Ontology annotation, biological process: phospholipid transport. Gene Ontology annotation, molecular function: phosphatidylinositol binding; phosphatidylcholine intramembrane carrier activity; phosphatidylcholine binding.
CGCAUGACGUCAGCACGCAUCAGCGGUCGGUCGCUGGGCGGUGAACAGGCAACGGCAGUGUCGCGAGGAGGGAGAGGGGCUACGAUGGUCCUCAUCAAGGAGUAGCGUGUGGUUUUACCCUGUAGUGUCGAGGAGUAUCAAGUGGGACAGCUGUUCUCGGUGGCUGAAGCAAGUAAAAAUGAGACGGGCGGCGGCGAGGGCAUCGAGGUGCUCAAGAACGAGCCCUACGAAAAGGACGGCGAGAAAGGACAGUACACGCACAAAAUCUACCACAUAAAGAGUAAGUCCCAGCAUUUGUCAAAUGAUCGCUCCUAGGCUCCGUUUCCAUGAAAAGCCUGGAAUGCGUACCUUACUGCAGACCAUCGUGACGAAUGAAUACAUGAAAGACAAUUUCUUCAUUAAGAUCGAGACGUGGCACAAACCAGACCUCGGAACACAAGAAAAUGUGCACAAACUAGAUGGUUCCACGUGGGACAGUGUAAGUGUUGUUCCCAUUGACAUUGCAGACAGAAGUCAAGUGUCCAACGCUGACUACAAGCCAGACGAGGACCCUGCCACGUUCAAAUCAGCGAAGACCGGCCGAGGACCCCUCGGGCCCACCUGGAAGAAAGAGCUGGUUAGUAACGCUGACUGCCCGCGGAUGUGUGCCUACAAACUGGUCACAGUCAAGUUCAAGUGGUGGGGCCUGCAGACCAAAGUGGAGAGCUUCAUCCAUGAGCAAGAGAAGAGGAUCUUCAAUAACUUCCACCGCCAGCUCUUCUGCUGGAUUGAUAGGUGGGUGGAGCUGAGCAUGGAGGACAUCCGGCGGAUGGAGGCAGAGACACAGAGGGAGCUGGACGAGCUUCGCAGACGGGGAGAAGUACGAGGAACUACUGCUGCAGACGAAUAAAACAAGGCAAAGGAUUCUUUUUUUAAAACUCCCACCAUGACCGCAGCGACGGAGACUGCUACGAGGGCUCCUUUAGUGCCACUUCUUUUUACCAGAACUGAUCUACAGGGGGGGAAGGAG